Molecule: messenger RNA, 1215 nt
Organism: Rosa rugosa (rugosa rose)
Lineage: Eukaryota; Viridiplantae; Streptophyta; Magnoliopsida; Rosales; Rosaceae
Product: receptor-like protein EIX2
Exons: 2
Coding region: 1-1215 (404 amino acids)
Molecular function (GO): protein binding
Source: RefSeq, a predicted model, not a curated record
AUGGAUAUCUGUGUUAACUUCAACCCUAUUUCUCGCCUCAUUCUCCACUUGCUGCUCUUGUUAUUUUUGGCUUCUUCAUGCCUAAACACUAGCAGUAUUAUGGAAUCAUGCAUGGAGGAAGAGAGACAAGCUCUUCUCAGCUUUAAACAAGAUCUCACUGAUUCGUCUGGAAAGAUUCCCUCUUCUCUUGGUAACCUCACAAACUUGAACUAUUUGGACCUCGAUUCUUAUUCUCUUAGUAAUGUUUCUUCCAAAAACUUGAAUUGGAUUUCUCAUCUCUCUUCCCUCAAAUACCUCAGUCUUAGAGAGGUGAACCUUAACAACACAGGAGUAAGUUGGCUACAUGCAGUUAACAAGCUUCCUUCACUCUUAGAGUUGCAUUUGUCAUCUUGUCAAAUUCAAAGCAUUCCACACUCCCUGCAAUCCAUUAACUUGACAUCACUUGCCGUCCUUGAUAUGUCAUUGAAUAAUGUUAUCACUUCUUCAUUUCCUAAAUGGAUUUUUAAUCUUUCUAGCCUUACGAAACUUGAUCUAAGUGAUAAUUUUUUCAGUGACCCCUUUGUUGAUGAAUUUGCAACCCUCAAAUCUCUAGAACACCUUGAUUUAUCUUUCACGGGACUCAAAGGUCAAGUUCCCAAAUUCAUUGGAAGUUUGUGCAAGCUGAAGUCAUUAAGUCUUGCAGUCAACAAAUUUGAUGGGGGGAUUCAAGAGUUUUUGAGUGGUUUUUCAGAUUGUUCAUUUAAUAGAAUGAAGUCACUAGAUUUGUCUUAUUGUGGGCUGGUAGGCAAAUUGCCUAGUUCGUUGGGAAUCCUAAAAAGCCUGCAGUAUCUCACCCUCCGUGGUAAUCUUUUCAACGGUUCCAUUCCUCAAAGUUUGGGAAAACUCACUCAGCUGGUUAUCCUUGAUCUGUCUGAUAAUUCAUGGGAUGGCAGUUUAACGGAAGCCCAUUUCAUAAAUCUCACAAGAUUAAAGUCUUUUCAAGUAAGCACUGAUCGACUUGUGCCCAUCAUUUUCAAUUUGACUGAUUAUGAAUGGAUUCCUGCUUUCAAGCUCCGUGAAAUUUACAUUUACAAUUGCCGAGUAGGUGUUGGCUUCCCUCUAUGGCUUCAAUCUCAAACUGAGCUCGUGCGGGUCUCACUUACGAAUACUGGAAUCUCAGGUCCAAUACCAGAGGAAUGGGUCUUUAAGAUAUCUUCCCAAAUCCAAUGGUUGUAG